AUGGAUGGAUUUGGUGAUUUGGCUGAUUUCGAUCCCAUGGAUGGAUUGGAUGACAUGAAUGAAUAUGACUCCGACAAUAUGGACAUCAUGGGCAUUCGGGCCAAGUACAACAACAUUGCUGGAUUCGAUAUCAUGGCUGAAUCUGACUUGGAUCAGUUCGAAGACAUGGAUGUCUCCGAUCGUAUGGAAGUAUCUGAGUUUGGAUCUGACACCACGGAGGAAUCUGAUGAUGAUGAAUCCUCUGCAGGCCACCCCUUUACUCACAGGAAGGUCACUGGUAUGGACGAAAUCAAUGAACUGAUCAAUGAUCUUGAAGCCGAUGGAACAGAGGCGCAAGAAGAAAUAACUUCCUUUAUUGUUUUCUUCGAUACUAUUGACCUGAGAGAGAAGAGUCCACGAGGAGACAAGAUCGCCGAGCUCUUGCAACUAACCCCAAAAGUUUGCGAUCUCACAUUAAAGUUUUCAUGUUACCUCGAUAGCCCUGAUAAGUGCUUUGGUGAGAAGCUUAUGUCCGCUUUAUGCUCUUUGGAUAUUGAAACAUUUGCCCAUCGUGCAAUGAACCCAACACUUCCCACCAAUUUGAGACUUGGCAGAAACAAAUCACCACGAACUAACUUUGGUCAACGAAAUUUGUUAAAAUUAGUGGCAUCUUGGCCCAACCUCCAUACUUUACAUAUUGAAGGAGAUACAAAUGGUCCACCAUAUGGUGAAGAGUUACCCCCCGUAACUUGUGCUAUCAGGUUCGUUACAUUCGAGAAUUUGACCGGCAACUACGGUUUCAUAUCUCGCAUAUUUGCUGGGUCUGCGCAAAGUCUUCUGGGGUUUGAGGCUUGGACUCUCAGUAUUGAUGAACACUUUCACCCGCUGGACCCUCGUCUCCGACCAAUUCUCCCUUCUAUUCAAUCACUCGACAUUUCAGAUUACAAUCAUCCUUCAGACAGAUUCCUCAGACACGAACUUCCAAGUGCGCAUCAUCGCUGUAACCUCAGACUGAGAGGACACAAUAAAAGACUCAACAAGGUGAUGAGAGCAAUGUUCCAGAAGUUAAUGAAAACAAGAGAAUGGAGGCGUACAUCGCUACGAAAGGUCAUGUCUCACAAACAUAAGAAAACGUAA
Molecule: messenger RNA, 1116 nt
Organism: Botrytis sinoallii
Lineage: Eukaryota; Fungi; Ascomycota; Leotiomycetes; Helotiales; Sclerotiniaceae
Exons: 6
Coding region: 1-1116 (371 amino acids)
Source: RefSeq, a predicted model, not a curated record